Molecule: messenger RNA, 3313 nt
Organism: Girardinichthys multiradiatus
Lineage: Eukaryota; Metazoa; Chordata; Actinopteri; Cyprinodontiformes; Goodeidae
Product: MDM2 binding protein
Exons: 23
Coding region: 163-2796 (877 amino acids)
Biological process (GO): protein localization to kinetochore; traversing start control point of mitotic cell cycle; regulation of protein ubiquitination
Cellular component (GO): kinetochore
Source: RefSeq, a predicted model, not a curated record
GUGUAGCUCAGAUUCGGCCCGAUAGGGGGCGCGGGAGGAUCGUUUGCCAUUUUGUCGUCGUUUCUUACCGAGGAAGAAGAACUGGUGGGAAAUUUGACAUUGCGGGAAAGUUUGUUAACAGCAAGAAGGCUGUAGUUUUACAAUUAUAAAUACCUAAAUAACAUGGACCGCUAUGUUUUGGUUAUAUCCUUUUGUCAAAGUGAUGACCACUCGACGGACGAUCAUAAAUGUGUGGAGCCACUAAAUAGUAUCUAUAAAAGACUGUUGGAGAUCUCAGCUCAGGAGUCAGGAAAAAGGAUAUCCGAGUUUCCAGCUUGUUCUCUUAGUAGCAGCCCAACAACUCCAAGGUGGUACUUUGCUGUUCAGGUGUGCCGAGGAGCAACGCAAUUUUGCAGCUCUGAUUGGGAAGAGUUGGGAACAAACCACCAGAAAACAGAGUCUGAGGAGGAGAGCCUUACUACACCUGAGGAAUGUCUGACCUCUCUGAGUAACCAAGAGGUAGCAGACCAAAAAGAUGACCAGCCAGCACUGGCAGAGUUGUUAGUAGAGGCUGCAGACGGACUUCAUCAGCUGACAGACCAGCUGCCUCCACCAGGAAAAGCCUUGCUGGAUGUUCUGCUUCUGACCUGGGCUGAGAAGUCCCCUUCAGUUAAAGACCUGCUGUCUCUGCUGGGAGCCCUGAAACACAUGGCCUGCUGGCAUGCUGCAAAGAUCAAUAUUGUCACACAGAACAUUAAUGGGUGGGAGAAGGUAGCAUCCUGUCUGAACGCUGGUCUGAUCGAGUCUGCCGACCCGCUCAACUGGAUCGACCAUAGGGAACUGUGGAGGGGAGGCCUGGUUAUCAGAGAAAAGAAGUAUGAAUCAGAGCUUCGCUUUGAUGGCUUUUCCCUGCGUGCUCCGGUGAAUCAGAUAUCAGACUCUGGUCUCUUCCAAGCUCCUACCACAGAUCACAAACUAAACUCUGAGGUCUUCCAUUACUACGCUCCAGUUUUGGACUUGGUUCAGCUGGUUGAUCUUUCAGACCUGCCUGCCUUUCUGAUGUCCAACACUCAGUUUGAGUUAGGCCUGUCUGGGAAGUCACUCAGACCUCAGCUUCUCUUGGACCAGCUAAGGGCUCUUCGUGGAAAGGUUGGAGCUUUGUUCAGCCUGUCUUGUAUUAUUACUCCCAUCGCCCAGCCUCCACCCAGCCAGCUAAGCUCCCAGCACUGGAAAGAGUGUUUAUCCUGCACACCAAAGUCCUUUCUUGUGCCUGAUGUUGAGGUCAAAGGUGAGAGUGCUGUCUACUUCCUGUUGGUCCAGGGAACAGAUGAUGUUGGCUCUCGUACCUGCAGGGUCAGGAUGAUGCAUUCAUACAGUCAACUCAAUGGAGCUGCUGCUAUGGCAACUAUCUCUAGCUUGCUAAGGGAGAAGCCUCUUUCAUCAGGAGAAGGCGACGGCAACUUCCUCCAUCCUCCGGCGUGUCUCCAGGGAGAUUCCCUAAUGAAGAGGGAAAGAAAGGUGGCCCAGGUUCAGGCAAUGGUUCUCAAAGAAUGUCUUAGGCAGAGCGAAGAAGUUUCAGCCUCGUGUUCGGUGCCCGUCAGUGACUUGAAGGCCAUUUUGAAUCUUGCCAGGGAGCAGUACCUAAAGAUGUUUGACUCCGCUCUUCAAACCGCUGCCAAAUGUCUGACAAAUGAGCAGCCUGCAGAACGUACAGAGUUAAAGGCUGUUUCCCAACAACCAUCCGACUGGCCUGAGAGAACCGUCCUCCACAACAUAGAAAACCUGCAGAGAAGACGACAGAGGAAGAGGCUUGGUCUGCUAGGCCCAGGCUCCAGUGAAAGCCUGUUGGGUCCCAAAGACAACCAGAGGGGUUCAUCUGCUUUACUAGAUGCCAAAGAACUUCGAAAGCACUUUACAUCUGAUGGCUGGCCUAGCGGGGAUUUACAACCCCUGGCUAUCAGCAGAGGUAACAACAUGUUUCAGUUGUCACCAGACCUCUCUCCCAGGAGGAUCAGCAGGAUGCCCUUCAGCAAAGCCUCGUCAGCCCAUUACCAUGGCAUAGAAUUCUGCCUGGAUAACCAGCGAUCCUUGGACCGAGACCAGGCCUUUCUGAGGCUCCAGUCCCGUCUGCUUCGCUAUGAGACCCAGACGACCUGCUCCAAGGAGCCCUAUGCUCUCCCCUUUGCCCUCAGCCCUGCCCCCUCACCUGCUGUUAUGUCAGAACCAGGAAGUGUUCCUGAUGGAGAGACCCUGCAGAACAAUGACGUAGCGCAGCUGAAACGCAGGUCCUGGGACACUGACGUAAUGGGAGGUUGUCCUCGCAAGAGGCUGGUGACAUCAGAGAGCAGUGACUCGCUGUGUUCGCAGAGCAGUGGCAGCAGCGGUACACACCCAGCUAUAAGGUCCCUUCGGCACCAAGCAAACAGAUCCCUGUCCGCCUCAUCCUGUAUGAGCUCCUCAGCAACAAGACGGCCUUCAGGUUUAGCGACUCUGCCAUGUCCUGAGAGACUUAAACCCCAACAGCAGAAGGUCAGUCAGGGACAACCUGAAGACAAACCUACCAAAGAGUCCCGCUCCCAGAAACACAACAGGAUGCUGCAGGAGAUUGUAGCUAAAACGCUAAAACACCAUGGGAUCACUGCCGAGCAUGAGUGCUUUGAGGCCUGCAGCAAAAGAUUGUUUGAUAUCUCCAAGUUCUACCUCAAGGAUCUGAAGACAUCUCGGGGCCUGCAUGAUGAAAUGAAAAAAGCAGCCAGUAGUAACGUUAAACAGGUUGUUGACUGGGUCCUGGAGAAAAGCUCAAAGAAAGGGAGGUGAUCAUCAAUAACAGGUGCGACGUGGACGUUUUAAUUGAUGUUUGUUGAGGAUUGACCUCAGUGAGCACCUUUUGUUAUAUUUUAACCCAUAUAUGAUAGUGAUUGAUGUUUUAAACGUUUGAUUGGUUUUAAAUUGUUAGAUUAAGCUCAUUUAAUUAACUUUAUCCUUUAUAUUAUUUUCUUGGCUUUUUCUUUUCCAAGAAACUUUUAAAACAAAGCUAGCAUUUUAAAUGUAUGUUUGUAGAGUUGUGUUUAAACCUACUCAAAUCCCCUUAUGGCUCCAAAACUUGAAGAACAAAAAACAAGGUUAAACCGGACAGAACCUCCCUGCUCAGGUUGGUAAGAAGCCUCUGGGGGGAGUUAUUUUAUUUCUACAUUUAUAUCGUCUAUGCUUGUUUGCUGUUUUCCGUUAUUUUAUUCUCAAAUUUAACUUUGUCUCUAAACACAUUGAUAAUUUUGUAGCUUCAUGUAUGUACAUAUUUCAUAUUUGUUUUAUACAAUAAAUGUAUUUCAACUUG